Saprolegnia parasitica CBS 223.65 is the source of this 474-nucleotide messenger RNA. RefSeq lists its product as hypothetical. The record is from RefSeq and is a predicted model, not a curated record. The transcript has 2 exons. The annotation marks the transcript as partial. Lineage: Eukaryota; Oomycota; Saprolegniomycetes; Saprolegniales; Saprolegniaceae.
CAUCAGUUGCCGAGAGGUCCAAUAUUGAAUUCUAUUCCGGCGCGGCGCUCCAGGGCGCAGGAACGACGCUUGCUUGGCUGUCUACAGCCACUCACUUCGACGUUUCGCCGCGUCGUGCCGCCGACCGCCACUCCUCGCCAGGUAUCUCUACCUUGCGCAGCCCGCGCCCGCGCGCCCGAACCUCCGACGCCAUGCCGAGCGACGCAGGACGCCAGGUCGCUCCCGCCACGGCCUCUCGCACCACGGUCGCUGCAUCGAUCGCCGCAACAGUCGCUGCCGGCGCCACCUAGGCCCAAGAGCGCGUCCGCCACGUGUGCCCACCUUACUGCCAGUGCAGCCGAGCUCCUAGCGCUAGUGUGCGCUACUGAGAUCGUACGACUGUCCGUGGUAGCUGCGCCAUUGCCGACGCUGUGCAACGUGCAUCCAUCCAAAGAAGGACACAUCGCCGCGCGACGUUGUCAAGACGUGACCUGA